Molecule: messenger RNA, 2446 nt
Organism: Ceratotherium simum simum (southern white rhinoceros)
Lineage: Eukaryota; Metazoa; Chordata; Mammalia; Perissodactyla; Rhinocerotidae
Product: SRY-box transcription factor 17
Biological process (GO): angiogenesis; negative regulation of canonical Wnt signaling pathway; vasculogenesis
Cellular component (GO): nucleus
Molecular function (GO): RNA polymerase II cis-regulatory region sequence-specific DNA binding; DNA-binding transcription activator activity, RNA polymerase II-specific
Source: RefSeq, a predicted model, not a curated record
AGAAAAUCAUGUUCAUUAUAUAUUCAUGUACAAAUUUUCAAGGCUUGGUUCAUCGUUAGGAAUAAGGGCUUUAAAUUCUUCAGAAUGACAGUAUAUUGGCUACAGAAAAGUCAUUCCUUAUUUCAUCCUAUUUUAGAAAUUAGAAUUUACCUCCGACAUAGCAUUUUGAAUAUAAUACAAGGAGGUUGAGUCCUUGGGGAAAGAAUGUGUUUUUUAUUUAUUAUCAACAGCGUCUACUGCAUUCGAUAAAAUACAUUUGAAGAAGACACCCGUAGGGUUCCUUGGAAGAAAGAUAGGCCACCCACCACUGAAACACCACUGAAAUAAAAAGUGGGUGCUUAGUGUGUUGAUCCCAACUACCGCGGCCAAGUACUUCUAUCCAGGUACGGUUAGCAUCCCAGGUUGCUCAGGAGUCCCCCUUCCCAGGUCAGAGAGGACGUGGCGCCAAAGCCCGGCUCCAGCCAGUUCUCCCGGGGCAAGUGCAGCUCGGGGCGCGAGGCCGGGGGAGGGGAAAAGGGCAGGCGUGGGGUUGAGCUGGGACUUGGGACUCAGACGGCGGGCUGGGCGUGGACCAAAGGACGCCCUCUCGGCCCGCCCCCGCCGCUCCAUUGGCCACAUCGGUGCAGAAAAGGCCUGGCGGCCGGGGGCGCCCGCAGUGUCACUGGGCCGGCGGGGGCGCGCGCCGCGCCGUGGGCUGGGACUGGCCAGGAACGCCGGCGGCGGGUGCGGGCCCGGGAGACUCGAGCAGCCGCGGGGCCUCGGCCUCGCUCGCUCCUCACCCCCUCCCCCCGCGCCGGGGGAGGCGGCGUGUCCGGCGGAGGGUUGUGGGGCGCGGGGCCGGGCUGGAGCGCCAUGAGCAGCCCGGAUGCGGGAUACGCCAGUGACGACCAGAGCCAGAGCCGGAGCGCGCUGCCCGCGGUGAUGGCCGGGCUGGGCCCCUGCCCCUGGGCCGAGUCGCUGAGCCCCCUCGGGGACAUGAAGGUGAAGGGCGAGGCGGCGGCGAGCAGCGGGGCGCCGGCCGGGGCGGCGGGCCGAGCCAAGGGCGAGUCUCGCAUCCGGCGGCCGAUGAACGCCUUCAUGGUGUGGGCUAAGGACGAGCGCAAGCGCCUGGCGCAGCAGAACCCAGACCUGCACAACGCCGAGCUGAGCAAGAUGCUGGGCAAGUCGUGGAAAGCGCUGACCCUGGCGGAGAAGCGGCCCUUCGUGGAGGAGGCCGAGCGGCUGCGCGUGCAGCACAUGCAGGACCAUCCCAACUACAAGUACCGGCCGCGGCGGCGCAAGCAGGUGAAGCGGCUGAAGCGGGUGGAGGGCGGCUUCCUGCACGGCCUCGCCGAGCCGCAGGUGGCCGCGCUGGGCCCUGAGGGCGGCCGCGUGGCCGUGGACGGCCUGGGCCUGCCCUUCCCCGAGCAGGGCUUCCCCGCGGGCCCGCCGCUGCUGCCCCCGCACAUGGGCGGCCACUACCGCGACUGCCAGGGCCUGGGCGCACCCCCGCUCGACGGCUACCCGCUGCCCACGCCCGACACGUCCCCCCUGGACGGCGUGGAGCCGGAUCCGGCCUUCUUCGCUGCGCCGCUGCCCGGGGACUGUCCAGCAGCCGGGCCCUACAGCUAUGCGCAGGCCUCGGACUACGGGGGGCCCCCGGAGCCGCCCGCCGGCCCCAUGCACCCCCGGCUUGGCCCCGAGCCCGCGGGCUCCGCAAUGUCGGGCCUCCUGGCGCCCCCCAGCGCGCUGCACAUGUACUACGGCGCGAUGGGCUCUCCGGCGGCGGCGGGGGGCGGGCGCGGCUUCCAGAUGCAGCCGCAGCAGCACCCGCCGGGCCCUGGGCAGCCGUCGCCCCCUCCCGAGGCGCUGUCCUGCCGGGACGGCGCGGACCCGAGCCAGCCCGCCGACCUCCUCGGGGAGGUGGACCGCACGGAAUUCGAACAGUAUCUGCACUUUGUGUGCAAGCCCGAGAUGGGUCUCCCCUACCAGGGACAUGACUCUAGUGUGACUCUCCCGGACAGCCACGGGGCCAUCUCCUCGGUGGUGUCCGAUGCUAGCUCUGCGGUAUAUUACUGCAGCUAUCCUGACGUCUGACGAGUCCCCAGCCGACCCAGCCUGCAGGCCAGAAGCAGUGUUACACACUUCCCGGAGGAGCGAAGGAAAUCCUCAGCCUCGUGUUGUGUUGUUUUGUUUUUAAGUUGCCUUGGCAUAUAAUUUAUGGUAAUUUAUUUUGUCUGCCACUUGAACAGUUGGGGGGAGAAAAAUGUGAGGGUGUGUUUUAAGAUUUGUUCAGAUACUUGUUUCCCACCGUUACAUUGUUAAAAGCCCAUUUCCAACUUCAAGUUUACCAGUUUUGAGUGUGUCCCAGAACAACUUGCUCCAUUUCCUGAAAAUUUGUUGAUCAAAGAAAUUUUGUCCUGGGUGUGUGUUUUCAAUCUUUAAAAAAAUAAAAUCUGGAAUCUUU